AAGGCAAAUACUGGUCGAAUCGCGUCUUUAUGUUUUGGCUGCGUAUAUUAUAAUCUUUUCUAAAAAAAUACUGGGCGAAUACCCGAAAUUUUCCCUUCCGAUGUAACAUUUUGUGAUAGAAGACCUUUCGCUUUCCAGACGGGAUGUUCAUAACAGUGCGAUUUGCAGGUAAGGGGACUAAGUUCUUGCACAAAUUUUACGAGUAUUUAAGGAUAAAAAUGUAUAUAUACAACGGAGAAGUUAACCAAGCGCCUUGAAAAAUAAAGCGCUACUCUGAUGGUUGUGGCACCACGCGAUCUUUUGUAGGUAUGAUCCAGCUUAUAGCUAAAGGGGGAUUUUCUGGUAACUGUUCUCUAAAGAAGUAAUACUCUCUUAGAUACUCAAAAACAAAGAACGAGGAGAAGGGAAAAUCUUAAAGGGUAUAAUUAAACAAUAACGCUUUUGUUGUGUAUUUUUAAAGAGGCUCUUAGCAAUGCCUGUGUAGAGAGCAUUGCCGUGCCGGUCACGAAUACGACCGGAAUGUCAGACACAAGUCCUGAGGCCUUAUAGUUUUAGGGUAAUCAGUUUUCCUGUAAUAAAAAUCAUUUAUCUUGGCGACGACUAAGAUAUGGAAAUUAGGUUGGAAUGAGAGCAAACAGAUAUUAUAUUGAAAAGGAAGUUGUCUUAUUUACAUUCAUCUAAUGUGUUUGAAUCUGUUGGCGACAAUGCACUCCCGACGUCAAAUCUAAUAAACUAUAAUACGAAAUGGAAACAAUUUGAUUGAGCAUUUUUUAUGUUUAGUUUCGUUUUUUCUUUCCUUUGGGCAUCCAGUAAAAGUAGGUAAUAUGAAGAACCUUUUCGUUAUUUUAUUUUUUUAUCCAGGCUAGUAAGUCUAAGUCUCUGCUUGAUACCUAUAUAAGCAUAAACGCAAAUUUAUUACAUUUCUAUCUCUUGAUAUACAAUAGUCUCUACAUGCUGAUUUUGUGAUCCAAUCCGCUGUUCUUCUUUAGAUGAUAAAACGGAACUUUUUAAUCCAAACUGCAGAAAUUGUCUGCUUCUUAGCAACAUAAAGGAGCGAUGUGACUGCGAAGACGAUGGUAACUAUAGUUUUUACAUUUAUUUUUUAUUGAUCUCUUUAUCUUUUGAAGAAACAAAUACAUGACGGGAAUAAAAUUUUCCUGUUGGAUUUAUUAUUGCAUGCUCUUGACCUAUCAUGACUCUCUUUUACUCAGGGAAAUCUCCGGCCCAUUGCAUAACUAACUCGCCAAGACUCUAGGUGAGCGCAUCAUUACGGAUCGAAAGCACCCAUUUUGAAAAGAGCUCCUUGUGUGGCCGGUACCGUGCACAUAAUUUUUUUAUGCGGAUGACCUAGAUUUCAAUGUCUUAUUAAUAUGUUGUGGUAACCAUCUCUUUCCUUUUUUUCAUCCUUUACAGAUAUCAUCGAUCUUUCUGAUGAAAGCGGCUCACUAAAACAUCUUCAAAGCCAUCCGUUGGAUUACGGAACCAAAUACUUCAAUGAAAGAGAGAUUCUCAUUCUUGUAAAAAAAGAAAGUAAGAAUCUAUUUUAAACAGUUAAUCGACUUUUGUUUUACCUUAGUAGUAUUAUUCAGCUAAGGAAACUAAGAGCCGAGCAGUCUUUUGAGGAAAUCAUGGGGUGAAAAAUAGUCAUCCAUGGAACAAACUUUUGACUAUUCAUCCAACACACUCACUAAGGCUUUUCCUUAACUUGUUGAAUUUAGAGCGUUGGAGAUCAUAUAAUCAAGAGUCUCGGGUACUGAAACUGAAAAACAUAAGUUGUUUCAUUCAGGACUCAUACAAAAUGUAAGGUUUGCCAUGAACUUUCUCAGUUGAAUUUUCCUGAAUUACAUGGCUUAGCUUUGUCGCACCCCUUCCAAAGUCUGCGUGUCUUUUCGCUGAGUUCUUCACUGUUUUCAUCACAGAAACUGAUGGUGAGACUAUGACCUUCGUACCACUCCUGGAAGGAAUGGAAACUAAUAAGGCGUUCUUGGGUAGGUGAAAUAAAGUGUUUUAAAAAAGUAUAAAGAUAAAAACUGAGAUCGAAAACCAACGGUUUACCGAUUACUUCCAACACAAGCGUACUUGAAAGACUGCCGCGGCGGAAUGACAUGAAUUCAACGGUAUGUUUUCCAGGGUGUAUAAAUGUGAUUUGUGAAUAACGUGUUCAGUUUAAUGCGUUAAAAGGUUCUGUUUUCAGAAAAAAAAAAUUAGAAUAUUUCAUUUCUUUUUUGAGAUAUGAGAGGUAAGUGUUCUAAGGAAAGGUUAGCACUAUCUUGAUUACCACUGAGUAUUUUUAUUGGACUGAUAAGCUGACUGAUUGGUUGUUUGAAUGGUUAAUAUCGCCAUCUAUUAGACUGCGCAGCUGGCGGAAUUGCUUGUCCGCGCGCGUGAGACUUUUGGUGAAUUGUUUGUCCGCGAAAAUGAGUGUUUUGGCGGCGAAGCAGCAAAACGCGAGGAUCCCGUCAGCUAAGCAGCCUACAAUAAUCGAUUGAUUAGUUGACUGAUUGAAUAAUUGAUCGUGAUUAAUUUUUAGAACGCCUCAACCCACCGCCACCAAAACCAGAAAAGGUACGCUCGCCAACAAGGGAUUCCCCAAGCAAGCUGUACUCUGAGGGAGCCCGAGGGAAAAGGGCAUCCCUCGCACCCAGGCCAAAAAUAAAUCAACUAGCGCCUCCGUCGAGUUCAACAAGAUCGCUCUCCCCGGGGAGAAGAGGUAGUAGAACGAGGAGCCAAAGCGUGCAACUUGCGCAAGCCCCAGUUGGAUCAUUCCAUUCAUCAAGACGGGCUCGGUAGCUGACGCUUAUGAAUACAUGGCAUUUGACUGCGGGAGUUGUAGGGAAAGAUGGAGUGGAGAAACUGGACCAGUGGAUCGUCCAUAGGGAGCCCUAUGACGCGCGUAGGCGAGACAAAAAUGAUAGUAAUAAAGGACAAACUCUAGAAUUAGAAAUUUUAUC
Porites evermanni is the source of this 2951-nucleotide messenger RNA. Lineage: Eukaryota; Metazoa; Cnidaria; Anthozoa; Scleractinia; Poritidae. The record is from the annotation of a GenBank genome assembly.